AUGGGCCUAAAAAUCAUUCUGCCGAUAUUCUGGUCAAUCGGUUUGGUUAUCGGCAUUCAAGUCUGCCCGCAGUCGGCUUGCCCAAGUGGCGGUAAUGGCGCCUGGACCGAGUGGAAGAUCGUAUCCACCUGUACUGCUACUUGUGGAAUGAAUGGGCUUCGUGUCGAGACGCGCGAAUGCGUUUCUGAGAAGUUCGGAUGUCCAUGCAACGGCGCCAAAUCCCGUACCGUCGCCUGCCCUGACGCAAUGUGCACUUUUCCCAACGUCACUUGCGGUGAUGGAUUUGUGAAGAAACUAAACACAACGAGCAGGGUCUACACUUGCCAGUCGCCCAACACCGCUGUGCAAGACAUCGCCAACCCGAACUUUAGUUGCAACAUGACCGAAACCAUCGAUUGUCCGAGAGUUCCGGCAGCUGGAAUUUGGUCCGGAUGGACAAACGUGGCAGGAGCGUCGUGCACGGAGACUUGCGGAAGAAAGGGCACAAUCCCACAGAUACGCACUUGCUUGACGUCUGUGAUCAAACCAUGCACUGGCAAUGCUACUAGAACGGCAAGAUGUCCGCAACAACCUUGUCCUGAUGGGAGUUGUGUCUUGAAUCAACCCACGGUGAAGUUCAUGGUUGGCGGAGAACAAUUGGUGCGUUGUGGAUAUGAGGUGCCGGAAGAAGAGACCCCAUGCUUUCCAGCUGGAUGUAACAUUGCUACAACUACAACGACGACUACGACGACUACGACGACUACGACGACUACGACGACUACGACGACUACGACGACUACGACGACAACUACGACAACCACACCGCCUUGCCCGGAUGGCUGGACCUUGACUUGGUUCUCCUGCUGGAAGCUACUUGACAAACUGUAUACAUUCGCUGAGGCAAAAGCUCAGUGUGAAAGUAUCAACGCUCACCUGCCGAUCACAACCGUGCAGUGGGAUGCCGAUGAUUUAUACGAUUAUUUCUGGGAUGCUUUGCCGGCCGGAACAUGGUACACUGCAAGCGGAGAAAUCGUGGACCAAUUUAGUUGGCUGGGAGCCAGCAGGACGGGUGAUGGGGAUCUUGGAUUUUCCUGGGUCGACGGCUCGCCGCUGAGUCAUUCGUACGACACGGCGGAAAACGGGACCGGAGAUUGCAUGGCGAUGCACUAUAACUACCAUUGGAUCCAGUUGCAAUGCGAUGUUCCACGCUGGUCAAUUUGCCAACAAACCCGAACCGUUCCCGGAUUAAAAAUUCGA
This is a messenger RNA of Mesorhabditis spiculigera, 1236 nucleotides long. Lineage: Eukaryota; Metazoa; Nematoda; Chromadorea; Rhabditida; Rhabditidae. The record is from the annotation of a GenBank genome assembly.